CCUUCCUUAUACGUUUGUUGCUUGAAUUACUCCUCUUGUCUUGAUGUACAAUCCACUCGGUUUGCGACAAAUGUAUUGGCUCCGUGCGUUGAACAACGCUCAAACCAUCAGAUCGAGCAUCCAGCUCAGCAAACAGUAUUUCUACAUCGUCUGGAUCUUACUCUCCCCCAUCAACACGACAUCUUCACAGGACAUUCAAUCACGCAGUAUGGAUAAUCCAUCGCACACCGGUCGUAUCAGCGACGACGAGGGAAAGGGCGAGUCAUUCCUGACACUUCUGCCAGAAUUGCGAAACGAUAUUUACGGAAUGACGCUAGUCCGAGAGGCGCCCAUCCAGAUUACCUAUCGCAGUACGAAAGGUCGCUCCAGCCCGCGCGCCGACCUUGAUGAGAUCUUCCGCUUCCACUCCUCUGGCUCCAAACGAACCGGUACAGUUUUGACAUGGCUUCGUUGACUAUGCGGUUAAUGUGAUGUCUCAAAAUUUCGUUUCCUUGCACUAAUUUGGCGUCUCGACUCGGAGGACGACAACGUACACAUGGCAUCGAAAGAGGUAGUACUGUACUCCAUUCGGACUCAGUCUACAUCUGUCAGUUAGCUCGACAGGGCGACUACAGCAUUUGAUCGUCUCCAAAGUUUUUCAUUCCUCCCGGU
Paraphaeosphaeria sporulosa is the source of this 651-nucleotide messenger RNA. RefSeq lists its product as uncharacterized. Lineage: Eukaryota; Fungi; Ascomycota; Dothideomycetes; Pleosporales; Didymosphaeriaceae. Bases 44 to 454 code for a protein of 136 amino acids. The record is from RefSeq and is a predicted model, not a curated record. The transcript has a single exon.